Molecule: messenger RNA, 588 nt
Organism: Coniophora puteana RWD-64-598 SS2
Lineage: Eukaryota; Fungi; Basidiomycota; Agaricomycetes; Boletales; Coniophoraceae
Exons: 3
Coding region: 1-588 (195 amino acids)
Source: RefSeq, a predicted model, not a curated record
AUGGCCGACUCUACCACUCCUCACUCUGAGGACGGCGGCGAGAGUUCUGACACAUGCUUUCAACAGUGUUCAGGCUCGAAGCUUACGGAUGGGCCUCCUCAGGAGAGUCAAUUGACUGCUUCCUUCGCUCUCGUACCAAUGACUACUCCUGUCACGGUCGAAGACGGCUACUGCACCCCUUUCUUUCGGACUAUGCCUUCGGACGUGCGCGAGCGCCUGGAUACUGCCGAGCACAAGAUAGAGAGAUUAGAAGACGUGAUCAAAGAAUGCGAACCCAGAACCACCGCUCAAGCCUUAACGAUUCAGAAAGUUCUGUCGCAAGGGGACAAGAGUCUCGAGGCUAAGGGUGCUCAGAUCACGAAAAUAGAGACAGGACUAUCGGAGCUAAGGAAAGCCCAGCUGGACCUUCGUGACAGCAAGGAGACGCUUUCUGAUGGCAUGUCCUUCAUGCAUAAGGAACUCGCUCACAUAUGUGAUCAAACCACCUACCUAUCAAGUUUGAUGGACAUGCAGGCCGCCGACUUGCAUGCAGAGCUAGAUGGUUUGAACGAGCAGGUGUCGGAGUUGCGCAAUCUACUGAUUUGGUGA